Messenger RNA from Pseudoliparis swirei, 1847 nucleotides. RefSeq names its product proprotein convertase subtilisin/kexin type 5-like. Lineage: Eukaryota; Metazoa; Chordata; Actinopteri; Perciformes; Liparidae. The record is from RefSeq and is a predicted model, not a curated record. The coding region runs from base 640 to 1758 and encodes 372 amino acids. The transcript is spliced from 5 exons.
AGGACUCCGCGGGGAGAGACACAAAAGGAGAACCCGCUAUGCAGAAACACUGGGACGGAGACUUUGGGUGGAGUGUAACCAAAAGAGCUGGAUUUAUUAAGUCCACAAAAACAGGCAGGAGAAAAAACAAAACUCUGAGCUGAGUAGGAAAAACCCGGGAGCAGCAGCUGAGAUGGAGGUUGGCUUGGACGUGGCAGGCAGGAUGGAGUGGAUGUGGAUCUCACUGAGAGUAUACGUAGAACUGGCGAAGUCUGAUGGUCGAACCGGGGUCUUAAGCAGCUGUAGGUGAGUGGUGUAAUCAGUGAUGAUGAGAAACAGGAGCGGAGGUGAGUUGAUGGAAAAACGGAAUGUAGGUCAACCACGCCCAUCCAGGAAGACAAACAAACAGAAAAAAGGAGGAGGAGAUACUGCAAUCCUCACAGAAGGAGUCUAAUUUAACACAAGAUUAUUAACUAACGUUAAUACAAAAGUUAAUUAAAUUGUUUCUAACUAUCGAUGUUGAAGUGUCCAGGACUGAAGCAGUCAAUAAAAAAACAAUACAAAAUCGAUUCUUAUGUGAAUAAAUAGUUUUCCAUCAUCUAGUUUGGUGCCAAAAAGUGUCCAGAUAAACAGGACAGAAAAAUAAAGACGUAAAUUAGCAUGCAUGAGCUAGCACUAAUGAAUCGGGUCUUGAACUUUGGGACUGUGCGCUAUCUUCCAGACAGCACUUGUGUGAGUGAGUGUCCAGCUGGUACAUACGACAGCAAGCAGGAUGCUGACGGAGCCGAGCUGGGACUCUGUUUGCCGUGUGAUGACGCCUGUUCCACCUGCACUGGCGCUUCCCCCAGAGACUGCCUCACGUGCUCUCCAAGAUACCUACGUCUCCUUCAACUUUGUGUCACCCAUUGUCCCACAAGCUAUUACAGAGAGAGCUCCCACUGUGAGAAAUGUGACCAGUCCUGUGAGCAGUGUACAGGACCGGGCCCUGAGUCCUGCAGGACCUGUUCACCUCCUCUUCUGGACCUGCAAGGCACCAAGCUGUGUGUGGAGCGCUGCCCACAACACUUCUAUCGGCUCAAUUACAUCUGCAAACAGUGCCACACCAGUUGUCAGACCUGCACAAAUGCCUCGCCUCAGGGAUGUGUGACGUGCAACCGGGGCAGCACUUUAAAGGACAAAGUCUGCUAUCCACAUUGUGAAGAGGGGCGUUACUUUUCGGAAAAGGAAACCUGUGAGCCAUGCGACGGCUCCUGUAGGCAUUGCACCGGCCCCAGACCGGACCAGUGUCUGACCUGUCACCGGGAGUCCGCUCUUCAUGCCAUGGAGAACCGCUGUGCCCGCUGCUGCCAGGCUGGAGGAAACGACACAGACUGCUGUGUCUGUGACCGACGCUCAGCUCUGUGUGUGGAGGCCCCCCAACCCAAGUCAGGAGAGGAUCAGGAAACGGACCUGAAUAUGUCUUCUAGAACUCUGAAGCACACCUCCGCUGGCCUUCCCAUUGCCCUGCUGCUAGCACUGGGGUUGGCUCUGGCCGUGUUUGCCUUGCUCAAGGCCCAUUCCAGUAAGAGGCUUUGCUGGGGGCAGAGCUAUGAGAGACUGAGUGGCAGCGCCAGCGUCAAUAUGCCCCACGGCGUCCCCGAGCCGGACAGCGGAGACGAAGUGGAUGUGGUGUACACCAGCAGAGGAGGAUCAGUUUAUCGACGCUACAGCUUUAUCCAUGAGCAGGACACCGAUGCAUCCCCGGAUGUGGAUGAGAGCACUUGUCUCAAUCAAUCUUAGAUUCAUACAUACACUACCGUUCAAAAGUUUGGGGUCACUUAGAAAUGUCUUUAUUUUUCAAAGAAAAGCACUGUUUUUUCAAUAAAGAU